This is a messenger RNA of Cajanus cajan (pigeon pea), 2007 nucleotides long. RefSeq names its product AP2-like ethylene-responsive transcription factor AIL7. The record is from RefSeq and is a predicted model, not a curated record. Gene Ontology annotation, molecular function: DNA binding; DNA-binding transcription factor activity. NCBI's taxonomy places the organism in Eukaryota, Viridiplantae, Streptophyta, Magnoliopsida, Fabales, Fabaceae. Gene Ontology annotation, biological process: regulation of DNA-templated transcription.
AAAUAAAACCCAAUCUCUGUUAUUUUACGCUGGUUGGAAGCUGAAACCGCUAAACUCACCUCUUGUAACUCAACACCUUGCUCUUCCAACUCAACUCAAUUUUAUUUUAUUUUUCUCAUUCGAACCCUUUUUGAUUGCCAAUCCUCAAGAACUGAUCUUGCAUGCAAACCCAAAACACAUUAUUAUUUUAUUUUAUUUCUUAACAAUUUGAUCAAUAAUAAUAAUAAUAAUAAAAACAAUAAAAGGUGCAUGGUGGGGUUGGAGGAGCUAUCUCUCUGAGAGUAACGCCUGAAGCAGAGACUGGAGAGGGGUGGUUUCAGUUUGGGGUUGUGUUUGUUUGUUUGUUUGUUUCCGCGGAAAACCCGUUUGGAAACUGACGUUUAUUGUUUUGCUGAUCUGGUGGAAGCGUCGCGACAGACAGAAACAAUGGCUGGUGCCACAAAUUGGCUUACGUUUUCGUUGACUCCCAUCGACUCGCACUUUGUUCCAUUCGACACUUCCUCUCAAUGCUUCGUCGAUAACUUUUAUGGGUGCACAAGUUCCAAGGGCGUGAUGGAGUCGCAGAGUGGAAACCAAGCACUUGUGGUGCCGAAAGUGGAAGAUUUUUUCGAGAGCCAAACGGAGACUCAGGAGAAUUCCUCGCUGACUCAUGUUUACGACCACGGUUCUGCCUCGGCUUACUUCAGUGACCUGCAAGAUCUGAACGCGAUUCCUGGCCUUCAAGCGUUCCCCGAGUUGGAUGACUCAGCCUACGACAGGACCCGGGUUGCACCCACCGAGUUGUCAUACAAAGGAGGUUUGUCUCUGUGUGUCGCGGCGCACGGUUCUGAUUCUGAGGUUAAGGCCAUCGUGGCCGUGGAAAAUGAUACCCACAAGAAGGUGCUUCCGAAUAACUUGGGUGGCCAGCGAACUUCUAUAUACAGAGGGGUCACAAGACACCGAUGGACGGGUAGAUACGAAGCGCAUCUGUGGGAUAACAGCUGUAGACGCGAGGGUCAGGCCAGGAAAGGGCGUCAAGUGUACUUGGGUGGAUAUGACAAGGAAGAAAAAGCUGCGAGAGCUUAUGACUUAGCAGCUAUAAAGUACUGGGGACCAACAGCUACCACCAACUUUCCUAUUGCCAAUUAUACAAAGGAACUGGAGGAGAUGAAACAUGCAGGGAAGCAAGAAUUUAUUGCAUCACUUCGGAGGAAAAGUAGUGGUUUUUCAAGGGGAGCUUCUGCUUACAGGGGUGUUACCAGGCAUCACCAACAGGGUAGAUGGCAAGCAAGAAUUGGCCGAGUUGCAGGAAACAAGGAUCUGUACUUGGGAACAUUUGCAACUGAAGAGGAGGCAGCAGAGGCAUAUGACAUUGCAGCCAUCAAGUUCAGAGGUUCAAGCGCGGUGACCAACUUUGAGAUGAGCAGAUAUGACGUGGAAGCUAUACUGAAUAGCUCUCUUCCAGUUGGUGGGGUAGCAAAACGCUUGAAGCUUUCCCCAGAAUCUGAGACCAAAGCUCCUAUAAAUAGCAGCACUCAACAACCUGAGGUCACAAACGUGAGUAGCAGCAUCAAUUUCUCAAACAUUCAGCCACUUGCUUCUAUACCCUUUGACCCUGCACACACAUGCUACCCUCACAACCUCUUCCACCAGUUUCACCCCACCAAUGGUGCAAGUAGCACCGCUGAGUCUUCUGCAACUGUGACCAAUGCAAAUGCAACAACACUCACUACCCUACCACCACCACCACCACUUCCUGGGUUCUUUAUAUGGCCUCAUCACCAGUCCUAUAAUUGAAUAUAUUGUUGAAAAUGAUCAACUAGCUAAUUUUCUGUUUGCUAACAAAUCGAAAGCUAGUCUUUGGUGCAAUUUAUGCCUCUGACCUCUCUAUAAGCCUUUUUCCUGAGAAGAAUGAAAGAUGGGAGUUUUUUGCUCGUAAAGCCGAGUCAUAGUAACUGUAGGAAGUGGAUUAUGUAUGUAACUCCUCAAAAGAUGAGGAAUAUUGAGUUGCGGAUUUUCAUAUCUGAA